UUGGUUUAAGGUUUCCUUUCGCGUCACUGCUUUAAAUUUCACGCUGAACAGAUGUGACUCAGCAAACCGUUGUUUAUCCAGGUUUGAUUUUUUGGGGUUAUUUUGGUGUUAUUUAAUGUUCAGCGGGGGCCAGGCGGAAGGAUCUACCUGUUCUUUGCAGAGAUUGGCAGCGGCGCAGUGAGAGGCAGGCAGACUGGCGGGCUCCUGUGGAUGCGGGCUCUUUUCUUACUUUUCGUCUGUGUAAACGAAGGGACUCUCGAUGGAUUCUCGUCGUGCUUCCGUUUUAUUUCACCCGUGAAAAGGGCACUGGCCUCCGCUGUUAUCUGGGAUUUAUUAGGCGAAUAUUUCCCGGGUGUGUUUUCAUAUUGUGGGAGCAGCAUGCUGCUCUCUAAGCUGGGCUCCUUCUCUCACAUCUCAUCCAGCAUGGAUCUGCCGGCGAAACUCCAGUUGCAGCAAGCCAAAGCCGAGAAGCAGCCCUUUGAGAAGCUGUACCGGCUGGGUUCGGUGGUCGGCAGCGGAGGUUUCGGUACAGUCUACUCGGCCGUCCGCCUCGCCGACGGGCUGCCGGUGGCGGUGAAGCAUGUGUGCAGGGACAGAGUGACCGAGUGGGGCUCUCUGUGUGGCGCAGUGGUUCCUCUGGAGAUUGUGCUCUUGAAGAAGGUGGGUGGGGUAUUUGGCGGCGUGGUGCGACUGUUGGACUGGUGGGAACGGCCGGACGGCUGGCUGAUGGUAAUGGAGCGUCCCGAGCCGGGGCAGGACCUGUUUGAUUACAUCACAGAGCGUGGUGCGCUGGACGAGGCGGCGGCGCGUGACUUCUUCCUGCAGGUGCUCGAGGCUGUGCGUCAUUGCUACAUCUGCGGCGUCGUCCACCGAGACAUCAAGGACGAGAACCUGCUGGUGGACCUGAGGACUGGACAGAUCAAACUCAUCGACUUCGGGUCAGGGGCCCUUCUCAAAGACACCGCCUACACUGAGUUCGAUGGUACGCGGGUGUAUAGUCCUCCGGAGUGGAUCCGCUUCCGCCGGUACCACGGCCGCUCGGCCACCGUCUGGUCCCUCGGCGUGCUGCUGUAUGACAUGGUGUGUGGCGACAUCCCCUUCGAACAGGACGAGGAGAUCCUGAGAGGGCGGGUCUACUUCAGACGAAAAAUCUCCUCAGAUUGCGAGCAUCUGAUUGGCUGGUGUCUGAGCCUGCAGCCGUCUGACCGGCCAACCCUGGAGCAGAUCCUACUCCACCCCUGGGUGACGGGCGGCAGCGGACAGCAGACAGACAACGGUGGCAUUACGCUCCAUGCCAUCACAGCAGACUCUUCUUCCUCCUCCUCCUCCAAGUGCUGGAGUGAGUGGCAGGUCACCGUUCAGGAUGAGGCUGACUCUGCUGCUCCACAGCACCCCCUCCUGUUCCCAGACGGUGGAGUAGCUCUCAUGGAGCCUCAACACCUGCGUUGUUCUCCGUCUGGUGUUCCUGUUUCAGAGUGCCUUGAGUUUGAAAGCUGCUGUGGGCAGAGCAUCGCCACGGUAACCCAACUACACAUCAGGAGUGGAGGUGUGGAUAGUUCUUCAGAGGUUUCUUUAGUUAAGUUCUAA
Messenger RNA from Morone saxatilis (striped sea-bass), 1587 nucleotides. Its product is annotated as serine/threonine-protein kinase pim-3-like. Lineage: Eukaryota; Metazoa; Chordata; Actinopteri; Moronidae. Gene Ontology annotation, cellular component: cytoplasm. The record is from RefSeq and is a predicted model, not a curated record. Bases 211 to 1587 code for a protein of 458 amino acids. Gene Ontology annotation, biological process: negative regulation of apoptotic process; protein autophosphorylation; regulation of mitotic cell cycle. Gene Ontology annotation, molecular function: ATP binding; protein serine/threonine kinase activity. The transcript has 7 exons.